Malaya genurostris is the source of this 3199-nucleotide messenger RNA. RefSeq names its product xyloside xylosyltransferase 1. Bases 860 to 2089 code for a protein of 409 amino acids. The record is from RefSeq and is a predicted model, not a curated record. The transcript has 2 exons. NCBI's taxonomy places the organism in Eukaryota, Metazoa, Arthropoda, Insecta, Diptera, Culicidae. Gene Ontology annotation, molecular function: UDP-xylosyltransferase activity.
UAUCAUUUUAUGCAAACAUUUGUGUGAUAAAAGUGGAAACCUCUUGGUAAUUGUUCGAAGAGCCCUAAAGAGAAACUGUCACUUGCUCUUACGGCCUUCUGAAAAAUCAACCGAGGUAUGAGAUGGCUAUUCCGGCCGAGAUGAACGGGGGUACCAUUACCCUAAAUCUAUAUAUUGUGGACAAUAUUUAGGUCGGUCGACAAAAAAACAAAUACGCCUGUAUAUAUUUUAAUGGUGUAGUUGAAGUCGAUAUACAAUGGAUUUACCAUCUUACCCAGGGGUCUACAAAUAUUGUAUUUGCUUUUUAUGAAUCUAAUAUUGAAUUGAAAUUCAGUUUUUCCUGCAUAAUGUAUAGCAAAAACAGUUCCAAUAUUACAGUAUAUUAUCAGAAAAAGUUCCCAAACACUUAAAAAAAAAUAAGAUGUAAUAUGAACAGUGCACUUAUUAACAAGGUUGCUGAUUAUUUGCUUUUAAUUUCCUAUGUGAGCAUUUGCCUUCCCCUCACUGGCGAAUGUUUGUGUAAUCUGUGAGUAAGAAAACCGUUCAUAGUAACCGAAAAUGCAGUGAAACUGAUAGCGGUCGUAAAGGAAUUUUUGUUUACUAUGGCCUAAAAUUUCUACAUCAAUCGAAAUUUGUGCAAUUGUCUGCAGAUCGAUGCAAUAGAAAAUGUGAACGUUCUGGUGUAUAGAUCGCGUAAAUAAGCUAAUAAAUCUAAAUAGUAAUUAAAUUAAGGCAUCGAACGUCAUCUGUGGCUUGUUUUUCCUUUUCCUGCUGUUUUCUUUCGGACUUUGAGAAGGAAGUCCUCUGCUUCAAAAUAGGCACCAUUAGCGUAAGGCGAAGAUUUGAGCAUCCCAUCGGCAUGAACAAGAUCUUGCUGGUGCUGAUCAUUGCCAGUGGGUUUCUUCUAAUUAUCUACGCCAACAGCAGUAUCUUCAACCGGCGGAACAUUUUGAUGAUAUUCCAGCAAAAGACUGAUUCGGUAGGGAGAGGGGAAGGAACAGGAGGAGUACAUCCGGAUGUGUUAGAUAAUAGCCAUCAGGGUUUGAUGGAAUCAGCGGGAAAAUCGGUUUCGUCACCGUUUUUCAGCGCCGCUCGGUUCAACGAACUGAAACGAGUCAAGUACAUUCCGAAGGAAAACAAUGCCACCGAAUACAACAUUUUUAUUAUCUACACGAAGGAAAGUCAGAAUGUGAUCCUGAAAAGCAAGUUUGAGCUGUUUCUGAAGAGUUUGCUGAAAUACACGACUAUUCCGAUGCACCUGCAUGUGAUAACCGACGAGCAGAGCGAAACGUCGGCGGAGGAGUUGAUCCGGGAGCAGAUCAAUCACUACCGGAAGGUGGUGUUUUAUACGCUGUACGAUGUGAAAGAUUGCGCCGAGAAGAUAAGCGAUAUCGUGAAAAACAUGCUGCCACUGUUCAACUAUAAAACGGGAAGUUAUUACAGUGAUGCCCUGUUCUUGAUAUCGCUCGGUUUGCAUCGUAUUGUGGACGUCAAUAUGAAACGUGCCAUUCUGAUCGACUGCGACGUUGUGUUUCGGUCCUCGGUGAAGGAACUGUUCGAUCAGUUCGACCGCUUCGGUCCGGAACACCUGUUCGGGUUGGCUCCGGAGCUGACUCCGGUUUAUCUGCACAUUUUGUUCAAGUAUCGAGCACAGAACCCGCACACGCUCUUCGGGACACCGUACUACUUGAACAAAACGGCAGUGAUCGGAAAUUCACUGGGUGGAUUUUUCAGCCGAAACGCCAAGAAAACGAAACACGGCUAUCCGGGAUUGAACUCCGGUGUGGUGAUGUUACGGCUGGAUCGAAUUCGCCAGUCCCGACUGUACGAGGAAGUGAUCAAGGCGGAAUCGGUGAAGAACAUGGUGGAGAAGUACGCAUUCAAGGGCCAUCUGGGGGAUCAGGAUUUUUACACUUUGAUGGGGUUCGAGUUUCCCGGGUUGAUCUACCGAUUGGACUGCGUUUGGAACCGACAGCUGUGCACCUGGUGGAGGGAAAAUGGUUACGGUAAUGUAUUCGAUAGCUAUUUCCACUGCGAGGGCGCGGUCAAGGUAUACCACGGGAACUGCAAUACCCGUAUUCCGGAGUAGGCGACGGGUGCGGGACGGAGAGGGUUUGUUUUUUAUUAUCUGCGAAAAAAGAAAUUGAAGGUCGAUCUCGGUUUAAUUGUUUACCGUUCGGGAAUCAUUUUAAUGUUGAAUUUUAAUUUUCGUUAACUGCAUUUCGUUCCCGGUUCCAACUAAUCCUAUGACCUAUGACUAUUGAUAUCUCUCAUUUCUAUCGCACAAUUGUAAAGCCAUAGGAACUGCAUUUACUGCUACUAACUACUAGUUUAAUACCUGAUCUAAUAAGCUUCCAGUGCUAUGUAGCAUACGUUAUUUUAGUUCGACGUAAACUCUCUCGUAGUGGAACUUUCGAUGAGACGACGACGGUCCAUUACGUUUUACAAAUUCAAAUAUUCUCAUUAACAAAAACAUUCCUUGUUUAAUAUCUUUGUGAUCUCAUUUUAAGAAAAUGAUUUAUUUUUAUUUAGUGAUAAUUCUACUAACUACAACACAUAUCUUAUAGAACAUUGUUUAAUCUUACUAUCGUACUACAUACAAAACAUAGCUGAAGACUAUGGCGUCGCUGCAAUACGCUAGAAAAUCUCGACGUUUGUUCGAAACAUUUGCAAUGAUUUCUUUUAAGCUUGUUUUUUGUUAACAAAUAUGAAACAUUUUAUCUAUCGACCUAAUAAAACUCCGAGGCGCACGAACAGCGCGGGAGUGAGUGUUACUUAUUUUGAAUGAUUUUAUUAUACGUACUACAUUCGUUUUAGUCUUCUAGAACUUCCGUUUUAAAAGUGAUAGGUUAAGUUUAUAAUUUUAAAAUUUUCUCAAUUCGACAGUGAAAAUCCUACAAAAGACGUUUGUAGCAGCCUGGUGGGCAUAGCAAAGCUCUAGAUAAGUGUUUAUGAAACCGAUAAUAAAGUAGGACUUGUUCGUGUUGAGUAGGAAACUGAGGUACAAUAAGAAAAGAAGGUAGGAACUAAAUUACGGUUGUUAGUAGUAACAGAAAAAAAGUAGUAACAAAAUGAUGAUCAAUAGCUAAACGAAGGUGUGCAGUAGUAUUCAAAGGAAUCAUCAAAAGUCGACUGCAAUAAAAUCGCGUUAUUGCGCAAAUGCUUUGUUUGAUGCCGGAGCUAAACGGAGGACAGAAUA